Molecule: messenger RNA, 5681 nt
Organism: Theobroma cacao (cacao)
Lineage: Eukaryota; Viridiplantae; Streptophyta; Magnoliopsida; Malvales; Malvaceae
Source: RefSeq, a predicted model, not a curated record
CUUAGUUUCUAUUCUAUUGUCUUUGGAUCUCUCUCAAAGGAAUACCCCAACUCUCUUUGGUCUUUUGCCCAAAAACCAACCAAAAAAAUUGAAAAAAAGAAAGAAAGAAAGUUACUUUGUUUUUCUUUCUCUCUUUCAAAACCCCAAACCCUCAUACCCCUUUUGAUAUUUCUUGCCAAGAUCUAGCAAAGAUCGGUUGUUGAAUGGAUGAAGCAAAAGAGAAGGGUGGUUCAGGGAGUAUUGUUACGGAAUCUUUAGUAACUGUUAGUGAAACUGCGGUUGAGACAAUGGCUUGUGAGGGUCAAGUUCAGAUUGAGGAAGGAGUGGAAGGAGGUCCUAUUAAUGGAGAUGAUAUAAUGGUGGAGGUUUUGGGUUCUCAUGUUUAUGUUGAUGGUAUUUGUACUACUGAUGGGGGAGGUGGAGGUGGAGGUGGGGUUGGGGGUGAUUCAAAUGAUGAAGCUGUUUGUGGUCAUGAUGAGCCAGGUGAAGUUGGUUUGGAGGGUAAUUUGACUAGUUUAGAUGGUGAAGAUGAUACAGCUGGUGAUUUGGGUUCAAGGAGCGAGGUUUCGUGUGGUGAAACAUUGUCAGCAAUUGAGAGGGGUAAGGCUCAGAAUGAGGUAAAUGGAGCUGGGAUUGAAGGUUCUAGUGCACCUGAUAGUUCUGCAGGGGGAGAAGCUUGUCAGAAUGCAGAGCCUUCUAGCAGAAUGGAUAAAGGUGGGGGAGAUGCAAAUCAAGCUCGGGAGACACAAAAAGUUGGUGAUUUGGAUGGCAAUGAAUUAAAUCAUGAAAACCAGAGUGCAGUUGUAUGUUUGUCAGCUGCUUCUGAAGAUUCAAAUGUGCAAACUCAAGCUGUCAAUGAAGCUCCAAUGACUAUUGAUGGGGAAGAUUUAAAUACCACAGAUGGUGCUCGUGAAACUAUAUCUGGACGAACAAAGAAAGCUGCUGAUGUUGAUGCAGACUCCAAUUCCUUGGACGUGAAGACACAGGUUACUGUUGAAGAUGUUCCCCACUGUGAAGCUAAAGAUUUGGUAUCCUCGAUUCAGCCAACUGAAUUGGUUGUUGAAGGUCAAUUGGACGAGAAGGUUAGUUUGAACAUGGAAAUUGACAAGCAGGGUACUGAUUCUGAGCAAUGCCAGAUGGAAGUUAAUACUUCUCACCAGAUCAUUAAAAAUCAUGCUACAGGAAAUGACCUAAGCUUAAAGGCUGGCACAGACAUUGACAGGGGAGAGGAAGUUGAUUUAUGUAUGGGGGAAGCAGUGGAUGUUGAAAACCAGAAUUCUGAUGCCAAAAUUGUUGGUUCUGAUGCAGAGCAAGAUGUUAAAGUUCAAGAAGAUUCUAUUAAAGUUGAGACAGUGGGCAUUGGCACUGAAAAUCACAAAAAUGCAUGUGAAGGUUCAGAAUUGUUGGGUCACCAAAAAGAUGCAUUUGUUGGUAGUGAUGGAGGUGAAGUAUUGAAAGUCAAUAACAAUGUUUCAAACCAAAUAUCUACCUCUGUUGCUUCAGAUAAGGUAUUACAUUCCUCGGGAAAUGAAGAUCAGCUAGCUAAGAGUUCAGUUUCUGAGGAUGAUUCAAGUGUAGGGCAAGAUUUGUAUGUUGAAGAACAAGUUACUGGUGCUGAACAAGAUGGUUUAGACCAAGUGCAAGAAAUGGAAGUUGAAGAACAUGAUACUGAUUCUGAACAGCCAACUAACAUUGAUGAAAAGACUGUCAAACGGACAGUUCUAAAGUGUGCAAGUGCAGUAAAGGUCCAUCAAGCUAAGUACCUGCUGCUGUCAGAGGAAGAAGGUGAGUUUUCUGUGUCUGGUUUAGUCUGGGGUAAGGUGAGGAGCCAUCCAUGGUGGCCAGGACAAAUAUUUGAUCCAUCAGAUGCUUCUGAGAAGGCAGUGAAGUAUCAUAAGAAGGAUUGCUUUUUGGUUGCCUACUUUGGGGAUCGAACUUUUGCUUGGAAUGAAGCAUCUCUUUUGAAGCCAUUUCGAACUCAUUUCUCUCAGAUAGAGAAGCAGAGUAAUUCGGAGUCAUUCCAGAAUGCGGUCAAUUGUGCUUUGGAAGAAGUCUCUAGACGGGCAGAGCUGGGUUUGGCUUGCUCUUGCAUGCCACAGGACGCCUAUGACAAGAUAAAAUUUCAAAAAGUUGAGAAUACGGGAGUUCGGCAAGAAUCAAGUAUAAGAGAUGGUGUUGAUGUGUCUUUGAGUGCUAGUUCUUUUGAACCUGACAAAUUAGUUGACUAUAUGAAAGCCUUAGCAGAGUCUCCAUCUGGUGGGGGUGAUCGGCUUGACCUUGUAAUUGUUAAAGCCCAAUUGUUGGCAUUCUAUCGUUUAAAAGGUUAUCAUCAACUGCCAGAAUUCCAAUUCUGUGGAGGGUUAAGUGAAAAUGAAGCAAAUACCUCACAUUCUGAAGAGAAUAUGUACUUUGGCGAGGAAAUUGAGCAUACUACACCUAUGGAUACAGAUGCGGAGCAAAUUUCCACUGGCCAGGAGACUUCAAUGUCUCAGAGAAGCUCUUACCUUAAACGUAAGCAUAAUCUGAAGGAUGGAUUAUAUCCUAGUAAAAAGGAAAGAAGCUUGUCUGAAUUGAUGGAUGAGACAUUUGAUUCUCCUGAUGUUGAAAAUGGGACUGAUGGGAUAGCUAAUAGGCUCCCUUCAUCAUCAUCUGGCAAGAAAAGAAAGGCUGUUGAUUCUUUUGACGACUCAGUGGUGCAGGAAGGGAGGAAGACAAUUUCCCUUGCCAAAGUGUCUUUAACCACACCCCAUUUCCCAAAGCCAUCCUUUAAAAUUGGUGAAUGUAUCCGUAGAGCUGCUAGCCAAAUGACUGGAUCUCCGUUGAUUCCAAAGGGUAAGCUUGAUGGAGGCAGUGAAAAUACUGCUGCAGAUGGGUAUGAUGUUCCCUUUGAUAAUUCUGAAGAUGCCCAGCGAAAGAGGAUGAAUGUUACAGCUGAAUACUCAUCACUAGACGAGUUGCUAUCACAACUUCACUUGGCAGCAUGUGAUCCGAUGAAAAGUUACAGUUCUUUUAAUAUUUUUAUUAGCUUCUUUUCUGAUUUCAGAGAUUCAUUGGUUGUGGAUCAGCUUCCUGGGGACAAAGCAGGUGGCAAAAGGAAGAAGUCACCCAAUUCUAUCAUUGGGUUUCCAGAAACUUUUGAGUUUGAGGACAUGAAUGACACUUAUUGGACUGACAGAAUAGUCCAAAAUGGUUCUGAAGAGCACCCAUUACACGGAAAUGGAAGGGGACAAUAUCAAAUUGUGCCUGUUGAAUUAGAGAAACCACUUCAAAAAGGCCGUAAGUCACGGAAACGAUAUUCUGAUGUCAAUCACGAUCUGACAGCAGAAAAACCCCCUGGCUAUGUUGAUGAGAGGGCCCCGGCAGAACUUGUUAUGAACUUCUCUGAGAUUAAUUCUGUUCCUUCAGAAACAAAGCUAAAUAAGAUGUUCAAGCACUUUGGACCAUUAAAGGAAUCUGAGACAGAAGUUGAUCGUGAAACCAGCCGUGCCAGAGUUGUUUUUAGAAGAUCAUCUGAUGCGGAAGUUGCCUACAAUAGUGCAGGAAAGUUCAACAUCUUUGGGUCAGUGGCUGUAAAUUAUCAACUCAACUACACUAUAUCUGAAUCAUUCAAAGCUUCAUUGUAUGCUCCGACCCUAGCUGAGGAGACUCCACUCAUGGCUUCAACCCUAGGUGGGGACCAUGGACUUGUUGCCUCAUCACUGAGUGAAACUUCACUCAUUGCCCCAAGCCUAGGCGAGGAAGCUUCUUUCAUGGUUUCAACCCUUGGUGAGGACACUUUAUCCAUUGCUACUACUUUCCAUGAGGAAUCUUCGAUGAUAGCCUCAUCCUUAGGUGACGACACUUUGGCCAUUUCCACAACUUUAGGUGAUGGAGCUUCAAUCAUUGCCACAACCAUGUAUGAGGAAACAUUGCCCAUUGCCUCUACCACAGGUGAGGGAACUAUGGGUGUUGCUACAACUAUUGGUGACCAAUCUUUUAUGGUUGCCACAACUGUAGGUGAACAAUUUUCAACAGUUGUUACAACUAUUAGUGAGCAAACCUCAGCAGUUGCCACAACCAUGGGUGAGGAAGAUUCAUUUAUAACCACAACCUUGAGCAAAGAAACUUCAACCAUCACCACAACUUUGGGUGGGGAAACCUCAAUGGUUAAUGUAAGUCUAGAUGAGGAAACUUCAAGCAUGGCUACCUUAGGUGAAGAAACUCUUAGCAUUCCCGCAAGCUUGGGUGAAGAAACUCCUAGCAUUCCCACAAGCUUGGAUGAAGAAACGCCUAGCGUUCCCACAACCUUGGGUGAAGAAACUCCUAGCAUUCCCACAACCUUGGGUGAAGAAAUUCUUACCAUUCCCUCAACCUUGGGCGAAGAAACUCCUAUCUAUCCUGUGACCUUGGCAGAAGAAACCCCUACCAUUACCAUAACCUUGGGCCAAGAAACUCCUGACUUACACACAACAUUGGGUGCAGAAACUCCAGUCAUUCCUUCAACCUUGGACAAAGAAACUCCUGUCAUUCCUCCAACCUUGGGUGAAGAAACUCCUGCCAUUCCUCCAACCUUGAGCGAUGAAAUUUCGACCAUCACUGUAACCCUGGGUCAGGAAACUCAGACCAUUCCUACAAUUGUCGCUGAGGAAACUACAACCGUUCUUGCAACCUUGGUUGAGGAAACUACAACUAUUCCUACAACCUUGCAUGAAGAAACUCUAGCUGUUCCCACAACCUUGGCUGAGAGAACUCCAACUAUUCCCACAACCUUGGGUGAGGAAACUGCGACUAUUCCCACCACCUUGGGCAAGGAAACUGAAAGUAUUCCCAAAACCUUGGGUGAGGAAACUUCAACUAAUUCCACAACCUUGGGUGAGGAAACUUCUACUAUUCCAACAACCUUGGCUGAGGAAAUUCCAACUAAUCCGACAACCGUGACUGAGGAAACUUCGACUAUUCCCACAACCUUGGGCGAGGAAACUGUGGCUAUUCCCACAACGUUGGGUUUGGAAGCUUCGACUGUUCUUACAACUACAGGUGAGGAACCAUCAACUGUUUCCACAACUAUGGGAAUGGAGACUUUGCCCCCUGCUGUGGCUGAAGGUGAGGAAUCUGCCACUUAAUAUCGUCACUGUCAAAAGUUACCUGGAAAUUUCAGGGGGAGAAGAGGUGUAAAGAUAAUGAAAUUACUAGAUCUAUAUAUGCCACCACUAAGUGGAAAUGGUAGUAAUAGGAGCAGCUGCUAUUCUACAUUUUGAGAGGCUGAAGUGAAUAGAUCUCUGAGCUAAUUGGGCGCGAACACAUCCUGAAGUUCUGAUGUUGGUAUGGUGCUGGUAGGGUUGAUUCAACUUGCCACUGAAGACGGCAAUAAGACAGACAGCUCCAUUGGUGCAACUUGAAUCUUCAGCUCGGAUUCUUUCUUUCUUAAAUUAUGCUAUAAGCUGCAUGGUGUUUAUCCACAUGCUCCGGCUAGUGUAAUAUAGUAGCAUUUUAGAUGACCUUUUCAUGGAUGCUAUCCCUGAGGACUAGGAGAAUUGCAUUGUAGAAUCAAGCUGCCUAUCUGUUUUUUAUGCCUCCUUAUCAUGCAUGUAUUGAAAUUGCUGCCCCAGCUUAUGCUUUGGUUCCUCAUCUGAGUUUUUCCAGGCAUGAGAAUUUAUAUCUUUGAUGAAUAGAGCAUGAGGCUUAUAUUCCACUCUUUGCUA